Pneumocystis murina B123 is the source of this 1425-nucleotide messenger RNA. RefSeq lists its product as hypothetical. NCBI's taxonomy places the organism in Eukaryota, Fungi, Ascomycota, Pneumocystomycetes, Pneumocystales, Pneumocystaceae. The coding region runs from base 1 to 1425 and encodes 474 amino acids. The transcript is spliced from 5 exons. The record is from RefSeq and is a predicted model, not a curated record. Gene Ontology annotation, molecular function: protein binding.
AUGUGUUCAAAAGAAGACAUGCCUUUAGUUUGUUCAUUUAAAGACAUUUAUCAUCAUGCAAGUCCUCAUCGUCGUCGAUUAAUAAUUGAUACAUUAUUUACUGAAUCUUCACCUGCUGAUUUAUGGUAUAUUCAUCAAAAACUUAUAAACAAAAAACCAUAUUAUUUUGAUAUUCUUAGUCAUUUACCCUAUGAACUUUUAGAAAUGAUUUUUAAAUACCUGGAUGUAGAAGAUAUUAUAAUAUUUUCAAUGGUAUGCAAACGGUGGAAUAUUCUUGUUACAUGCAAUUCAGUUUCAAAAAUGUUAAUAACUAUUUAUUUUAAUAUCCAAACUAUAGAAAAUGCAAAUAAUAAUUGGUAUUCACUUUUUCAAAAAUAUGCAAAAAAAUAUUUAAGAAUUAAGAAAGGAAUGCUUAAGUCAUUUAAUAUACUCUAUCCUUAUAACAAGGUAAUAUCCUGUUCUCUUUAUACUCGAUUACAGGAUAAUUAUCUUAUACUUUAUAAUCAUUCUAUCACUGAAAGUUCUAAUAAAGGGAUUACUUUAUAUCGCCUAAAACCAGGUAUCAGUCAAAAAGAUGCAAUAUAUAUUUCUACUGAAAAUUAUGGGGGAAUUUUAAAUGCUUCUUUGGAUUCUUGUAUUCUUGUAAGUGUUAAUUAUUUUGGUGUAUUUUAUAUAUGGUCACUUAAUACUCUGGAAUUAAUAGAUACAUUUAAGUUAGGGAGUUCUGAUGUAGCAUUUAUGACUUGUCGUGAUAAUAAUAUUUGUAUCAGCACAUUUAGUAAGGUUUUAAGUGUCUGGAAUUUAAAAUUAAAAAAAUUUAUGUUCUAUAAGACUUUAGAACAAAUAGAUCCUAAUUUACCAAAAAAGUGUAAUGUUAUAGCUAUGGAGUUUUUAAAAAGAAAUAACGAAUUAAUUCUCUGCGUUGAAAAUAUGUCUUCAAAUAACGAGAUUUUGUAUUAUCAAUAUAGAAUUUAUGUUUUGUUGUCAGAUUGUGGACGUAUAUUACGAUAUGGAAGUUUAAUGAAUAAAAAUAUGCCGUUUAAAACUAAUAUUAUCAACGAAGAUGAGCUAAUAAUCUUUUAUCAGUUUAACAGCGAUCGAUAUUUAAAGAUGGAUUUAAAAACUAUGCAUAUUGUCACUUGUUUAUUCCAUAAAAAUCAUAUUCAAGAACUUGAAUAUCUUAUUUAUCCUCAAAAUUCAUUCAUUAUUAAACAUCUAAAAUCCAUAGAUAAUUCUUCAGAUAACGGUCUAUAUGUUGAAAAGUGCGACCCUGAAACUGGACUUCUUUUAUCUAAAAAUAAAAUUUUAGGAAGCGAAAAUAUAAUUUAUAACCAACCUUGUUUAAAAAAUAGAGAUUCAUUGCAAGGAAAUAACAAUUGGAUUGUCUAUAAUCAUCAAAAUAAGGUUUUUCUGUGGGAGCUUUGA